Molecule: messenger RNA, 3482 nt
Organism: Thamnophis elegans (Western terrestrial garter snake)
Lineage: Eukaryota; Metazoa; Chordata; Lepidosauria; Squamata; Natricidae
Gene: KDM1B
Product: lysine demethylase 1B
Exons: 22
Coding region: 134-2590 (818 amino acids)
Molecular function (GO): protein binding; oxidoreductase activity; zinc ion binding
Source: RefSeq, a predicted model, not a curated record
CCCGCGCUGAGACCAGCGGAAGCAGCUGCGGUGGAGCCGAGUGCUGGGUCGAGCAGCGGGGAAGGGCUGGCCCGGCCGGAGGGGAUUGACUUGACGGAACAUCUGAAAAUUGACUUCUUGGAGUCCUAGUACCAUGUCAUCUGGCAGAAUCCGAACGAAGAAAAAGGUCACCACUUUAGAUCAAGCAUCUGAUAAUCUUCCAUUGAGAAGUUCUGGGAGACAGGUGAGGAGGAAAGCAGCAGAGGUAGCUGAGGAGGACGAAGAAAUAUCAGAGAAGAAAUACCGGAAAUGUGAAAAGGCCGGGUGUACAGCAACUUGCCCAGUCUGCUUUGCUAGUGCCGCUGAAAGGUGUGCUAAAAACGGCUAUACGUCAAGGUGGUAUCAUCUGUCCUGCGGGGAACAUUUCUGUAACGAAUGCUUUGAUCAUUACUACAGAAGUCAUAAAGAUGGUUAUGAAAAAUACACCGCAUGGAAAAGGAUCUGGACCAGUAAUGGGAAAAGUGAACCCAGCCCCAAAGCUUUUAUGGCUGAUCAACAGCUUCCUUACUGGGUUCAGUGCACAAAGGCAGAGUGUGGGAAGUGGCGUCAAUUGACAAAGGAAAUUCAACUUACCUCACAAAUAGCCGAAGCAUAUCGCUGUGGCAUGAAACUGAACAAUUCUGCUAAGGUGGAAGGUUCGGACCAAUGUGCCAUGCCUGAGGAUCUGAGAGUGGCUGAAGUUUCAGAUCCUUGGUGGUAUUCCAUGCUUAUCCUUCCUCCCCUGUUGAAGGACAGUGUGGCUGCUCCACUACUGUCUGCGUACUACCCGGACUGUGUGGGCAUGAGCCCCUCUUGUACUAGUACUCACCGAUCGGUCAGUGAAUCUAGUCCGAUGAAAAUGGAGAACUUAAAGACUCCACCUUCCAUAACUGGGAUGAACAAAUACUUCCAACCUUUCUAUCAGCCCAAUGAAUGCGGUAAAGCCUUGUGUGUAAGGCCAGAUGUCAUGGAAUUAGAUGAACUCUAUGAGUUUCCAGAAUAUUCCCGGGACCCCACCAUGUACCUAGCGCUGCGAAAUCUCAUUCUGGCCUUGUGGUACACAAACUGCAAAGCACCUCUAUCCCCACAGAAAUGUACUCAUCACAUAAUUGUUCGAGGACUGGUACGCAUUCGCUGUGUUCGGGAGACAGAAAGAAUUCUUCAUUUUAUGACCAGGAAAGGUCUGAUUAAUACAGGAGUUUUGUCACUUAAUCGAGACCAAGCCCUGCUUCCCAAAGACUACCACAAUAGAUCUGUCAUUGUGGUUGGAGCUGGCCCAGCAGGAUUAGCAGCUGCAAGACAACUUCAAAACUUUGGAAUUAAAGUCCUUGUGCUGGAAGCAAAGGAUAGAAUUGGUGGACGAGUCUGGGACGAUAAGACCUUCAAGGGGCUCAUUGUGGGAAAAGGAGCUCAGAUUGUGAAUGGCUGUAUCAACAAUCCUAUAGCACUAAUGUGUGAGCAAUUGGGCAUUAAAAUGCACAAAAUUGGAGAGAAGUGUGACUUGAUCCAAGAAGGUGGAAGGAUAACUGAUCCUGCAAUAGAUAAGCGCAUGGAUUUUCAUUUCAAUUCUAUCCUGGAUGUUGUGGCAAAUUGGAGAAAAGAUAAAAGUCAACAUCAAGACGUUCCUCUUGGAGAUAAAAUUAAGGAGAUCUAUAAAGUUUUUAUUCAGGAAUCUGGUAUCCAGUUCAAUGAACUAGAGGAAAAAGUGCUCCAGUUCCAUGUUAGCAAUUUAGAAUAUGCCUGUGGCAGUAACCUCCAUGAAGUUUCUGCACGGUCUUGGGAUCAUAAUGAAUUUUUUGCGCAGUUUGCUGGUGACCACACCUUAUUGAGCUCAGGAUACUCAGCCCUCACUGAAAAAUUAGCCGAAGGCCUGGAUAUUCGGUUAAAGGUUCCAGUCUGUAGCAUCGAUUACUCAGGAGAAGAGGUAAAAGUGACCACAAAGGAUGGAACUCUGUGGACAGCACAAAAGGUUCUAGUUGCUGUACCUUUAACUAUUCUUCAAAAACCAGCAAUUCAUUUCAAGCCAGCUUUAUCAGAUAGAAAAAUGAAAGCUAUCAACAGUUUAGGAACUGGGGUUAUUGAGAAGAUUGCACUACAGUUUCCUUACAGAUUCUGGGAGAGCAAAAUCCAAGGAGCCGACUACUUUGGCCAUAUUCCACCUAAUUCAAGCAAACGUGGGCUCUUCAGUGUUUUCUAUGACAUGGACCCACAGCGUAAAUGCAGUGUUCUAAUGUCUGUCGUAACUGGAGAUGCUGUGCGAACAAUAAGGAACUUAGAUGACAAGGAAGUGCUGCAACAGUGCAUGGCCGUGCUUCGGGAAUUGUUUAAGGAACAGGAAGUGCCAGAUCCAAUCAAAUAUUUUAUUACAAGAUGGAGCAAAGACCCUUGGAUCCAAAUGGCAUAUAGUUUUGUAAAGACAGGGGGCAGCGGUGAAGCAUAUGAUAUACUUGCUGAAGACAUACAGGGAAAAAUCUUCUUUGCUGGAGAGGCCACAAAUCGGCACUUUCCGCAGACUGUUACAGGAGCCUACUUGAGUGGUGUUCGAGAAGCAAGCAAAAUAUCAGCAUUUUGAAUACUAGUUUACAUUUUAAAACAAAUCCUAAAUCCAUGUGGUGCUCAAAUUUGUGAAGACAAAAGCGAUUUCAUUGUUUAUGCCUUGAAGAUGCACUUCACACACUUCAUCCCUUAUUUUUUCACUAGGAAGUCUGUAUUAUGAAAGGUGGAACUGUAAUGAACCUUAAAUAGUGGUAGAUGGAUUGUCAAAUAGUAGUUGAAUGUUUCUUCAAAAGGAUAGGUUUUCUCCAAUCAUGUAUAGGGUGAAAAAAAAAGUCUAAGAAAUGGUUAGAAAUACAAACCUGGAGGCCUUUGGUACCAUUCAAUUAUAUAGUACACAUAAACAAUAACAUUCAUUACUGACCUGCAAAAAAUAACAUUAAAAGCUUCUGUAUGAAGCUAGUAUUUGCUCAUCAUGUAAAUGGCCUAAUAAAAAUAUGUGGACAUUUCCUUUCUGUGCACUUAGUUUUAAUAAUCAGAACUUUAAUUAAAUAUUAUGGUAGUAGGCAACUCUGCGAGAAAAAAAAUUGGGUCUUAAAAUUGGGCUUGGUUUGUUUUUGAAAAGUUAAAGGAUGUGAUAUUAUCCAGAAGCAAAUUUAAGAUGAUGUAAUAACAUGUAGUGUGACAAUUUCAUUAUGCCAGCAUCAACACCUUUUCUUUACUUGCUACAAACAUGCAAUAUGCAAUAUUUUCUAAAUAUAUAAUGGAACGGCUUGUCUCCUGGAAUUUUGAGUGCUCCAUUGCUGGAAAUUUUCAAGAAAAAUUGCACAAUCAUUUGUCCGAGAUGGUAUUACGACUCCUGCCUUGGGCAGGGGGGUUGACUAGAAGACCUCCAGGGCCCCUUCCAGCUUUGUGAUUCUAUGAAGACUUGAAAAGUAGAGGACAGACUGGAAAAAAAAUACUGUUUUAAA